Molecule: messenger RNA, 870 nt
Organism: Antechinus flavipes (yellow-footed antechinus)
Lineage: Eukaryota; Metazoa; Chordata; Mammalia; Dasyuromorphia; Dasyuridae
Product: membrane-spanning 4-domains subfamily A member 6C-like
Exons: 6
Coding region: 8-493 (161 amino acids)
Cellular component (GO): membrane
Source: RefSeq, a predicted model, not a curated record
AGGUUAAAUGGAUGUCGAUGACUAUAUCUCUAUACAAGAAGAAAUCCGAGUUUUGGGGACUCUCCAAAUCAACAUCGGCAUAUUUCACCUUCUCUUGGGCAGCCUGUGUUCCUUUAUCAAAAUGAUCCAAUAUCCCGAGUCUCCUACAAAUUACAAAACUUUUAUUUUGAAUUUAAAAUAUCCAUUAAUUGCAGCGCCUAUUAACAUCAUUUCGGGAAUCUUUGCCAUAGUUACCGAAAGGAAGCGCCGGCUUUCCCUGGCAAAGAUGACGGUGGGACUUAACAUCGUCGGCAUCGUUUUUUCCCUCUACGGGCUGAUAACAUUAAUGAUCGAGUUUCUUAGUUAUCAGUCUGAGGUUUUGCAGUACAGUUGGCCUGACAGAGCUAUUAAAUUACUUUCCAAUUAUCUGUUCUUCUACACUGUCGUGUAUACAGUCAUCUCAUGGGUCAUCCUCAGAUGGAACCACAAAGCCAUGUAUCGCCCUCCUUUUUGAACAAAUGUCUCCUUCCUCUCUGCAAACCCAGCUCCCAGGUGUCCAGGUUGGAUCCAAAUCCAGAAAGGACAAUAAAGAUGUCACUGAAGACUCAGCUUGGAAGAAGGAAGGCGUCCUUCUGGGACGGGGUGCAUGGCCUCCCAAUCCAGGGCUACUCUGCACUUCCCACUGCACAGACAAAAUCGCAAGCACCUUGCUCCAAGACUCGUUGACAAGGGCAGGCAGGUGACUCACAGCUCAUUGUAAAUACCCAGCCCCCAUUUAAAAGCAAAGAAAACCAUUGAGAAUCCGCAAUAAAGAAUGACUGGAAAGCCGAGAAUGGGCAAGCAUUUGAAAACGUGCACAGUGUUUUCUAAUUUUUCCCCCCUGUUUCUUAA